Ambispora gerdemannii is the source of this 1128-nucleotide messenger RNA. The record is from the annotation of a GenBank genome assembly. NCBI's taxonomy places the organism in Eukaryota, Fungi, Glomeromycota, Glomeromycetes, Archaeosporales, Ambisporaceae.
AUGCUACUCGAAACUCCAUUUACAGUCCGCAAAAUCACCACCACAACACCUCCAUUAAAAACAUAUGCCUAUACUGCACAAGUAAAGAGGUCGACACCGACUUGGACGGGUACCCAAGCGAAUACUGUAGCGAUGGGUGUCGUCGAGAAGCUUCAGUCGCUGGCCUUGCAAACCCACCAUGUACACAAUGUGGAGUCUUUCCACAAAUUACAAAAUCAGUUUACUGUGGCUGGUCGAGGUGUCGAUAAACCUGUGUUUCAACGUUCGCUAUGGUGCUCGAUAAAAUGUCGUAAUUUGACACCAAAUUGGCAAUCGUUAGUUGUUGAGCGAAGCAGUCAAUUAUGCUUGGUGUGUAAACGAGAGAAUGCAUUACAAAGCAGAGAUAUUUGUAGUGAUGCAUGUCAGGAUUAUAUAACUCGUACAGCUCCGUGUCUUUUAAAUUUACCGACGAAUGGGCAAAAAUUCAAAGACAUAUCCAAUCAGUUUGUAAAAACAUGGAAACAUGCACAUAAACCAGUUCCAGAUGUGACUUCCGUCUGGAAAAUUUAUUGUGGUGAGGCGAUGAAUAAUCGUUACAACGCAUAUCGUGAUGCUGUUGAGCGUAAACAACAAUUAGCUGGUAAACCGUUCCCAAGAGGUGAUGGAAUGCGAAGACGAGAAAUGACAGCUGGUAACGAACAACGGAGAUUUCAUGGAACAAAAAUGAAUUGCUUCAUUGGCUUAUUAACAUCCGCAUCACUAUGCUAUGAUAAUACUUGUGCAAUAUGUUGCAUUAUUAGAGAAGGCUACAAAUUAAAAUUCGUCGGAACAGGCGAAAUAAGUCUCGCAUUCCAACGUUUUGGUCGAGGUCUUUAUUUCUCGGGCACAUCAUCAAAAUCGGAUGACUACAAUGAAAAAUCCUUGAAAAGUUAUAACGGACUAAAGUAUAAAGCAAUGCUUUUAAAUAAAGUAGUAGUGGGCAAAGGAUUCCCACAAACUGUGGACGAUACGAAUCUUGUGAAACCACCAAAUGACUACGACUCGAUUCUUGGCGAACCGAGUCCAACCGGAAAUCUAAAUUAUGAUGAGGUGGUCGUGUAUAAUGAGGCUGCAUGUUUACCACAAUAUUUAAUUAUAUAUAGGGUGUAA